Molecule: messenger RNA, 4814 nt
Organism: Myiozetetes cayanensis
Lineage: Eukaryota; Metazoa; Chordata; Aves; Passeriformes; Tyrannidae
Gene: IKBKE
Product: inhibitor of nuclear factor kappa B kinase subunit epsilon
Exons: 21
Coding region: 398-2557 (719 amino acids)
Biological process (GO): peptidyl-serine phosphorylation
Cellular component (GO): cytoplasm
Molecular function (GO): protein serine/threonine kinase activity; ATP binding
Source: RefSeq, a predicted model, not a curated record
UCCGGUGGUGGCCGGUGCUCAGCGCCUUUUGGCGUUCCCGGAGCCCAUCCCGGCCCCAUUUGCCCCCCGGAGGAGCCCAGCACGCCCGGGGAUGGCUGAUAACACUGGGAAUUUUUUUUCUCUAGCAGGAAGCCCAAGCAUUUCCUCCUCCAGCGCUGCCUCUGGUUGCCGAGCGGGUUUUGCAAUCCCCUCGACAGGUCCGUGCCGGGUGGUUUUUGGCAGCACUCGCGGCUCGGUCCAUGCGCAGCCUUCGCGUGGUGCUGCCGGCGAGGUUGGAGCUGCCCAGGGGAACAUCCUUGGCCGGCGCUUCCCUGCGCCUUGCCAGGCAAGGACGGAUCAAAGGCUGGGAUUUGGUGGCCAGCGGCCCCCGGGGUGACCCCUGUGCUUCCCGCUGGAGAUGCAGAGCACCCCCAACUACCUCUGGAGCACCGAUGACCUCCUGGGCCAGGGAGCCACAGCCUGUGUCUACAAAGCUCGCAACAAGAAAUCAGGGGAGCUGGUUGCUGUGAAGGUCUUCAACAAUGCCAGCUACCUCCGGCCCCAGGAGGUCCAGAUGAGAGAGUUUGAGAUGCUGCGGAAGCUGAACCACAAAAACAUUGUCAAAUUAUUUGCCGUGGAGGAGACAGGCAGCAGCAAGCAGAAGGUGCUGGUGAUGGAGUACUGCUCCAGUGGCAGUUUGCUGAACGUGCUGGAGGACCCAGCGAACGCCUUCGGCUUGGCCGAGUCCGAGUUCCUCAUCGUGCUGCAGUGUGUGGUGGCAGGCAUGAACCACCUCCGUGAGAACGGCGUCGUCCACAGAGACAUCAAACCUGGCAACAUCAUGCGGCUGGUGGGGGAAGACGGGCAGAGCAUCUACAAACUGACCGACUUUGGGGCCGCCCGAGAGCUGGAGGACGACGAAAAGUUUGUGUCUGUCUACGGGACAGAGGAAUAUCUCCACCCCGACAUGUACGAGCGGGCCGUCCUGCGCAAGCCGCAGCAGAAGGCGUACGGCGUCACCGUCGACCUCUGGAGCAUCGGUGUCACCUUCUACCACGCUGCCACCGGCAGCCUCCCCUUCGUCCCCUUCGGGGGGCCCCGCAGGAACAAGGAGAUCAUGUACAAAAUCACCACUGAGAAGCCUCCUGGAGCCAUUGCAGGGAUCCAGAGGCAGGAGAACGGGAACAUUGAGUGGAGUUAUGAGCUGCCCAUCACCUGCCGCCUCUCCCUGGGGCUGAAGGACCAGCUGAUCCCCAUUUUGGCUAACAUCCUGGAGGCGGAUCAGGAGAAAUGCUGGGGAUUCGACCAGUUUUUUGCAGGAACCAAUGACAUUUUGCACAGGAUCGUGGUGGACGUGUUCUCCCUGCAGCAGGCUUCCUCCCACCGCAUCUACAUCCACUCCUACAACACUACCACCAAGUUUUUAGACGCCGUCUACAAACAAACAAACAUAGUCCCUCACCAUCAAGAAUACUUUUUUGAAGGACACCUGUAUGAGCUGGAUCCCAAUCUCCAAGCUCACAGUUUCUGCAAAACCACAGAGCGCAGCCCCCUGACCUUGCUGAGCACAGCUGAGCACCCCGAGGACGUGGUGGGGGUCCGGUACAGAGACCCGGCACUUGAGUUCCCAAAGUUUGUCCCCAAGGUGGACGUGGUGGCCGACUGCAGUGCAGCCAAGAGCGCGGUGGGUGCCGCACACCAGACCCUGCGCAUCGGGCAGGCCCUGCGGCGCGGCCGGGAGCUGCUGGCCAGGGGCCUCCACUGGGUGAUAGGGGACCUGAAAACAGAGUGCUCGAGGAUUUUGGAGCAGAGGAGGGGGGCUCUCUCAGUGCUCACCUGCCUGCAGCUCACCGAGGGGAAGACCCGUGUGCUGUACGAGUCUGUUCCUGCAGGCAGUGGGGUGCCAGCUGUGAUGGACAUGGCCAUGGUGAAGACAAGGCUGCAGAGGGUCUCAGAGGAGCUCUCUCAGUGCUCCCACAACAUCUUUGACUUCCAAGGGGCUCUGGAUGGGAUUUUGUCCGAGCUGGUGAAGGACAGGCAGCAAGUGCACGAAGACAAAAGCAUCCAGCAGAUUGAGUGCUGCCUGGAGAAGAUGCAGCUGAUCUACAAGCAGUUCAGGAAGGCCAGGACGUGUCUGAGGCUGUGCUACAAUGAGGAGCAAAUACACAAGCUGGAUAAGAUGAAUUUAGGGAACCUGGCCAGGAAGGUUCUGUCGAUUUUCCAGAAUGACUGUGUCCAGCGGUACCAGGAGGCCCUGAUCCUCCACAGCAGCAGGAUGAGGAAAGUUUGCGAGAUAAAGAAGCACCUGAAGAGGCUCAGCAACCGCAUCAGCACCUGCAGUGUGGAGAUGAUGGAGUGCCAGGACUGCCUGCAGGGUGCUUUGGACAGGUUUCUCCAGAUGGAGAAAUGGAGUUUGGCCCCAGUUCCUCCCGUGCCUUCCCCCAUCCACCUGAGCCAGGAGAUGGCUUUUCGGAUGCAGGAGCUGCUGGAGCAGAUGAGGUCAGUGAGUUGUGAUCUCCAGUUCAACAACAGCAUCAUCGAGAGGUUGGGAGGGGCUGCCCCCACCCCUGGCGUUUGAGGGACGUGGUGAAUGUGCAGCUGCUGAAGCGAAACCACUUCCCACCACUGGGAAAUCCCAGCACUUGGGGAGCCAUCGGGCACUGGUGUUUGAGGAGCUCUCUGUGUCCUACCUCUCUGCCCCAGCACUUUUGCACGUUCACCAGCAUUAGCUCUGAGUACCUCAAGCCUUUGGAAGCUUGACCAGACAACUGAGUGGGGGUUUAUUUCUCUUUAUUUUAAAAAGUGCUUGAAGGACUCCGUGGUUUUCUGGCUUCUCUGUAUCACCAUGUCAGAUGAAGAAGAGGCUAGACUUUUUCUCUUCUUACUUAAUCAGGGAUUAUUCCCACUUUUAAUGUGGAGGAAUUCCUUCCUAACGUCCUAAAUAAUACAUGGGGACAAAAGGCAAAACGAUGCAUCCCUGGAGCUGAACAUCCUGCUGCCCUGAGUCUCAGCAAGGGAACAAAGGGAACAAGGAGCAGCAGCUGCAGGGCUGUGCCAGGCUUGACUUUCUUGUAGGAACACGCCAAGGGUGCCCAGGAGCUCCCCCCGCCCAGGAAACCUCCCCCAGUGGAAUUUGGCACCAAACCUCCCCGUGUGUUUUAAUUAUAAAAACCAACAUCCUGAAUGUCAAACCCAUCUAUUUACCAUCGAGAGGUGGAACUGAGCCAUCGCUUAAAAGCUUUUCUCCUACGAAUCAUUUUCUAGGAUCCUCCUGGUUUUCUAAUGAACGUGAUUUUUAAUCCAGCUCGAAUUCACUGAUAUUCCCUGUAGGAACAGGGCAGGGAGCCCAGGCAGGGUCUCCUGCUGCACUUCCUUGGAUUCAGUGGAGCUGCACUGACUCGCGCCAGCUGAGAGUUUGACCUGGAACAUGUUUGGCUUCCACAGAAAGGGAUUUAUUUCUUGGCAAAAAGAAAAAAAGAGUUUUUGCUAAUAGCCCUUGUCAUGCUUAAGCUGCUGUAACACAGCAGCUGCAAAGGGGACUCCUGGAAUCCAAAUGAAACGGGAAUUUUCCUGCCAAUGUUAAUUAGUUGGGUGGUUUUCCCCCCCCUCCCCUAAUAUUUUAACCCAUGGCCUAAAAGAGCUUCAUGUGCUGUCAGCCCUGAAUACCUGCAGAUGAGAAGGAUAAAGACAGGUCUCUUGUGCAGGUUUGAGCCCCAUCUUCCUAUGGGGACAGAAAAUAUUACAUUUAUUUAGUAUUUAUGUGCCCUGAUGCUGCAGGAUGGAGACUGAAACUGUGUCACAGGAUGGCACUGGGAAAACAGAAGUCCAGAAUGGCUUUAACAGGUUCUCAGCCAGGUGCCAGGUAGACCUUUGCCCUCAGGAAAGUAAUUUCCUUUCCUGGAGGUGAUUCCUGAUACAAUUAACAGUCUGAGGAGAACAUAGGAUAAAACUCCAAGGUUUUGUGAAACAAUUUACUGAGUAAUAAAUCUGCUGCUGUACUCAGGCACAAGCAGAAGAGGCAUGAAAGUGAAUCAGGAUCCUGAAUGGGGAAGAAAAAACCCUUCCAAAAAUUAAUCUUGCUGCUUAGCACAGAAUAAAGCUGGAAUUUUCCAAGCUGCAUUAUUCCUCCUCCGGUUUGAAGCUCUUAUUAGGGGCUGCUUAUGGCACCAGUCUGCUGUAAUUCAGAGCCAGUGUUUUAAUCCAUCCUUUAAAUUAGAAUCCUUGAAAAGGAUUUAGAUAUCCUUGGCUUAUCCUAUCCUCAGGAGUACACAGGAGAUGCUAAAUUCAGCUUCCCAUGAGCCCAGAAGCCAGGAUUCGCCCAGCCCAGCUCUGUGCUCGCUGCAGACACCUCUCACCUGGAAACCAAAAGAAAUCCGGGGGCAAUUCUGGCUGAAUUAACGUAUUUCAAACCAAUACGAGUGAGAGCAGCAGAGAAGGGCCAGUUUCGUCCUGCACGACUCGGGCUGAUGUGUCACCCUCUCUGUACUCUGGGCUCCACCCCGAGGCGGGGAAGGGAUUAUGGUGACAGGGAUCUUCACAUCAUCUGCGAUAUCCAGCCCUGCUGCUCAGAGGAGGGAGUCACUUGGAGUGGCCCCAGGUCCAGCCACCUUCAUCUGUGCCCCCCACACCCUCCUUUGCCCAGGGUGGGGGUGUGCCAGCAGCUCCGCUGUCCCCUGAGCAGCAGCGCUGGAGCCGCCGCAAAAUUUUGGCCACGACCAAUUUUCCCUUUCCCAUCUCCCACAACCACAGGAGCCUCAGCUGGGGGAGAUAAUUCCCCUCGGCUGUCCCUGCAGCGGGGUGAGGGGAUCCAGCUCCACUUACAGCCCACUCGUGAU